Molecule: messenger RNA, 1823 nt
Organism: Cavia porcellus (domestic guinea pig)
Lineage: Eukaryota; Metazoa; Chordata; Mammalia; Rodentia; Caviidae
Gene: Dok3
Product: docking protein 3
Exons: 6
Coding region: 148-1623 (491 amino acids)
Biological process (GO): positive regulation of MAPK cascade; cell surface receptor protein tyrosine kinase signaling pathway; Ras protein signal transduction
Cellular component (GO): cytoplasm
Source: RefSeq, a predicted model, not a curated record
CUGCCACCCAUGCUCAUGUGACCAGAGCCAUUCAAGGUUAUGGAUCUUCAGUGGACUGGCCGCUUGGCUUGAGGCGUGUCGUGAAGGCCACUGUGCUCUCAGGAAUAGUGGUUGCUCAGGGACAGCCUCCAGGAGGAAGAGGUACCCAUGUCCCCCAGCAACACAGUGCUGCGUCUCUGGACAGAGGGAGGGGGAAGUGGUCAGAAGAGGAAGUGUGAGAAGUUCCCAUCCAGCCUGUCACCAGUCUUCUCAGUCUUCUCGACAGUGGGCCUCUGGCUGGCCGUGGCCAUGGAGCCUGCAGAGACACCCGUCAAGGAUGGCAUCCUCUACCAGCAACACGUCAAGUUUGGCAAGAAGUCCUGGCGGAAGGUAUGGGCUCUGCUGUACGCAGGAGGCCCAUCAGGGGUGGCCCGGUUGGAAAGCUGGGAUGCCCGGGAUGGAGGCCCGGGGCCAGCAGGUGACCGAGCAGCAGGGCCAGCCCGGCGAGGGGAGCGGCGGGUUAUCCGCCUAGCCGAUUGUGUGUCUGUGGUGCCGGCUGAUGGUGAGAGCUGCCCCCGGGACACCGGUGCCUUCCUGCUCACCACCACCGAGCGUACCCACCUGCUGGCUGCACAGCACCGCCAGUCCUGGAUGGACCCCAUCUGCCAACUGGCCUUCCCGGGCACAGGGGAUUGCUCCUCCGGACCAAGAGAGGCUGAGUGUCCCAAGAGGGGGCUUGUCCCCAUGGAGGAGAACUCCAUCUACUCCUCCUGGCGGGAAGUGAGUGAGUUUCCCGUGGUGGUGCAGAGGACUGAGGCUGCCACCCGAUGCCAGCUGAAGGGGCCCUACCUCCUGGUGCUGGGCCAGGACACCAUCCAGCUGAGGGAGACUUCCAGCCCCCAGGCCCUCUACAGAUGGCCCUACCACUUCCUGCGGAAGUUUGGCUCUGACAAGGGCGUGUUCUCCUUCGAGGCUGGCCGCCGCUGUGACUCCGGUGAGGGCCUCUUCGCCUUUAGCAGCUCACGUGCCCCUGACAUCUGUGGCAUAGUGGCUGCCGCCAUUGCCCGCCAGCGGGAACGGCUACCCGAGCCGGCAGCUCCGAAACCUUGCCCCCUGCCUCGGGCCACUUCCAUGCCUUCCCUGGAGCCCCCUGGAGAGCUUCGGGAGGUGCCUCCAGUGCCUGGGGUUCCCGCUUUCAGGAGUGCAUAUGUCACCGAGCCAGGGCCCCAGAGCCUGCCACUCCUUCUGGACCCCACACCAGAAGAACCAGCUUCUGAGCUCUAUGCCUCAGUGCGCAAGCGGGCCAGUGGGCCCCCAGCUGGCGCUGAGCACCUCUACGAGAACCUGUGCAUGCUGGAGUCCAGCCCAGGGCUGCCCAACGGGAGUUCCAAGGCCCAGGAAGGCCCUUCUGGUGACCGCAGUCCAUUGGUCAGCCCCGUCUACCACAGCAGUGAGGACCUGAACUGGCCUGUCCCAGCUCACAACAGCAGCCUGGAGGCCCAGUACCGGCGGCUGCUAGAACAGGAGCUGGAUGAGGCAGGCAGCGCUAGCCGCUCAGGCCCACAGGCGGGCUUCAAGGCCAAGCUCGUCACACUGCUGAGUCGUGAGCGGAAGAAGGCUUCUGCUCCUGGCGACCGGCCCUAAAACCCUGUGCAGUGGCUGCAGGAGGACAGAGGUACUCUCCCUACCAUAGCGGGAAAGGCACCUGAAAACACACUCCCAGUUCUCUCCUGCCUUCAGGGGCAAAGCAAGCAGUCUGGGAGGACCCAUACCUGCCUACCCUGCCUACCCUCCAGUGUACAGUGUACAGAUCUGCCAAUAAUAAAGCCUUCAGCCCCCUCUGA